Messenger RNA from Hyalella azteca, 1119 nucleotides. RefSeq names its product dnaJ homolog subfamily C member 30, mitochondrial. NCBI's taxonomy places the organism in Eukaryota, Metazoa, Arthropoda, Malacostraca, Amphipoda, Hyalellidae. Bases 94 to 807 code for a protein of 237 amino acids. The transcript is spliced from 3 exons. The record is from RefSeq and is a predicted model, not a curated record.
AAAAUGUGAAAGUGAUUCAUUUCUUUAUUUGCCCAUCAGAAUGUUAGUUUUUAAUCAUAUGGCUUUGUACAGUCACUUCAAUAAUUUUUUAGCAUGGCUAAUUCCAUUCUAAUCCAUCAACCCAGAGUGGCUCAUGCUAAAUUAAGCCAACUUAUCCCCUAUUUGUUCUUAGAAUGUCGCCUUAAGCAUACAUCAUCAACUUAUCAAUGUUUACCAUGUCACUCAAUUCUAAGAAUUCAUUCAAAUCACAAGAUACGGCCAUUAAGUCAUCAUACAGCUAGCAUAGGACAAGUAUCAUACUUUUCAACACAAGCCAAGAAAUCUUAUUAUGAAAUUUUGGAGAUCAGUGAAAAAUCUACUCAAGCUCAGAUCAAAGAAGCAUAUUACAAAUUAUCUCUGAAGUAUCAUCCAGAUCAGCAGCAAGAUUGCAUUGAUGCAUCUGAAAAAUUCCGGGCCAUAAGUGAAGCCUAUGAAGUGCUGAUUAACCUUCAGAAGAAGAAGCUUUAUGAUAAAGGCUUGUAUAAAACAACUGCUGGACCCGACACACCAAGCUCUGAUGAAAAGAGAAGCUCUCAGGCAGUGACACCUGUUCGCCAGAAGCCAUCAACUUUCUAUGUGGAUGAAUGGCAUCAAAAACACUACAGUCAAAUGAUCAAGACCAAAUCUCAGAAGGCUAUGAGAAUCAAAAGAAGACAAUUAAUUAAAGAUCGUCAAGACAGAUUCAAUUCAUGGGGUGGUGGUUUCUUAUGGCUCAUUGCCUCUUCUAUGAUCUGCCUUUUGUUUUAUGAAAAAUUUACUUCUCAUUAACUGGAGAUAAUGGUUAAUUAGACUGAUUCUGUUUACUUGAAAUUGCUUUAUAAAAUGCUUAAGUGGACAUGUAAGUUUUAAAAUAAAUUGUAAGUAAAUAGAAUCAUUUUUUGGGUGUGUUGUUUAUAUAAUUCUAACUAAUAAUUGUCUUGAUGUAAAAAAUAUAUAUAUAAUACUAAAUUUAUCUGGCUAAUCAUAUAUAUGUUGUUAAACAGAUGACUGAGAAGAAGAGGACCCAAUGAUCAGGUUCUUACUAUCAUAGCUUUAUCUUUUAUUUCAAAUGUGAAUUUUAUUUAUCUAGUUGGUGUUUAU